Molecule: messenger RNA, 2194 nt
Organism: Punica granatum (pomegranate)
Lineage: Eukaryota; Viridiplantae; Streptophyta; Magnoliopsida; Myrtales; Lythraceae
Source: RefSeq, a predicted model, not a curated record
UGAGCAAAAAGGGUUUGCUGGGCAAUAAGGUUUGGUGUCAAAGAAGGUAUUUUGUUAGUAAUGACUUGAAAAUCAAUCAACCCAGUUCUUCUUUUGCAGCUAAUCCUCUUAUUUGUAGCCUCUUCAUGGCAAACGUUCAGUUUUUUCUGUCCCUUCUCUGCUACAACUUUCUCCUCUCUUCCCCUGUUAGAGCCUCUGACAGUCUCCUUUCCCCAAAGGGUGUCAACUUUGAAGUGGCUGCUUUGAUGUUAGUGAAGAGCAAAAUGGUGGAUAAGUUCCUAGUGUUGAGUGGUUGGGACAUUAACUCUGUGGAUCCAUGUACUUGGAACAUGGUGGGUUGCUCUGCUGAGGGUUUUGUGGUCUCUCUUGAGAUGGCCAGCACGGGUUUAUCAGGAACGCUCUCACCCAGCAUUGGGUACCUGACUCACCUAAAAACAUUGCUGCUUCAGAACAAUCAGUUGUCUGGCCCUAUUCCGGUCGAGAUAGGAAAGCUGUCCCAGCUCCAAACUCUCGAUCUGUCGGGAAACCAAAUCGAUGGCGAAAUCCCGAGCUCCCUGGGCUACCUUACCCAUCUAACUUACCUGCGGUUGAAUCGAAACAAGUUAACGGGACAGAUUCCUAGCUUUGUCGCAAAUCUCACCGGUCUUUCUUUCCUGGAUUUAUCAUUCAACAACCUCAGUGGUCCCACCCCGAAAAUCCUAGCAAAGGGCUACAGUGUAAAAGGGAAUAGCUUCUUGUGCAAUCCACAGACUUGUGAAGGCGAUUCGAAACCUAUCAAUGGAACAGGAACAGGAACAACUGUGCCUCCAGGAAAAAGUAAUCGCAAGAGAUGGAUUAUUUCCCUUGCCGCGGGGGUUAGCUGCACGUUCGUCAUUUCUGUGGUGUUGAUAGUUUGUGGAAUCCAUUGGUACCGAUCACGUCUUCUCUUCACCUCAUAUGUACAACAAGAUUACGAGCUUGAAAUUGGGCAUCUGAAAAGGUUCCCCUUUCGGGAACUCCAAGCUGCCACAGGCAAUUUCAGCCCGAAGAACAUACUCGGGCAAGGAGGGUUUGGAGUUGUCUAUAAAGGGACUCUUCCAGACAAUACAAUGGUGGCAGUGAAACGGCUUAAGGACCCGAACUAUACGGGAGAGGUUCAGUUUCAGACUGAAGUUGAGAUGAUUGGAUUGGCCCUUCAUCGGAACCUAUUGCGUUUAUACGGUUUUUGCAUGACCCCCGAAGAGAGAUUGCUCAUCUACCCAUACAUGCCAAAUGGAAGUGUUGCCGAUCGCCUGAGAGACUCUUGCCGAGAGAGGCCUUCACUGGAUUGGAACAGAAGGACGCGUAUAGCUCUUGGGACGGCCCGUGGACUCUUGUACCUGCACGAGCAGUGCAACCCGAAGAUAAUCCACCGCGAUGUCAAAGCUGCGAACAUCCUGCUCGACGAGAGUUUCGAGGCAGUUGUGGGAGAUUUUGGCCUAGCAAAGCUUUUGGACCGGAGGGAUUCACAUGUCACCACAGCGGUACGUGGUACCGUGGGACACAUAGCCCCUGAGUAUCUCUCGACUGGGCAGUCCUCAGAAAAGACUGAUGUUUUUGGGUUCGGGAUACUGCUGUUGGAGCUAAUAACAGGGCAAAAGGCAUUAGAUGCAGGGAACGGGCAGAUUCAGAAAGGAAUGAUUCUUGAUUGGGUGAGGACUUUGCACGAAGAGAAAAGACUCGAGGUGAUCGUAGAUCGGGACCUCAGAGGCUGUUUUGAUGCACUGGAGCUUGAGAAGGUGGUCGAACUAGCUCUCCAAUGUACUCAAUCGCACCCCAACCUAAGGCCGAGGAUGUCAGAGAUCCUGAAGGUCUUGGAGUGUCUAGGACAGUUGGAAAACCUGGAGGAGCUGCAAGGCGGAGACAAUACCAAUGCCGAGGACCCAACGGCAUGCAGUUUCUCCCGUAAUUACAGCGACAACCAUGAAGGUUCUUCGUUCAUUAUCGAAGCUAUUGAACUUUCAGGACCUCGAUGAACAGUUACUAAAGCUACGACUUACUCAAUGCAACUGUAUAUAUUCAAGCAUUUGAUUUGCGCCGGAGUUUUAAGGGUUUAAAAAGAUGCAACUGCAUUUCUAAAUUCGGACAUAAAGUCUUAAGAGGAAACACAAAUACGAACAUAAAAUCGGUUAAAAAAAUUUUGAUUCAUCAGAUGUUGUCUCAGAGUUUUAUGUGA